GCGCCUUCAGGUUUGGGCAAGGCACAUUGUGCAGGGCUGGCUUAUCUGGCUAUUGUUUGUGCUGCUUGUGUAUCACUGAAGGCUUCGGUCUUCAGGACAUUCCAGCUGGAACCUUUUGCUUGAAAAUUUUUUUAGUAAAACUUAGAGAAAGUGGUGGGGGAGGUAGGGCAGUUACUGGAAGGCAGAAGGAGAGGGUUAGGAAACCAGAGGUCAUUAACUGGAAGGGCAGUUAAUUUAUAAUUGGUGCAUCCUUUUUGUGUCUUUGUUCUUCAGACUGGGAGCUGGGGACUGAGCUGCCAAUUCUGGCUUUACAUUAACUAGCUUGGCCUGCUCUGCACAGUCUUAUCUCAUUUACUGUUUUCCCAGCCUCUGAACAUAGACAUGUAGGAUUAAAACAAGCUUUCUUAAGAUGUGCUACGUUGCAGAGAGAGAGGCUUUGUUAAUUCCCUGCCAAGCUGUCUGCCUUUGUGGCUUAGCUGGUGUAACUUACUGCAGUGCUAGUAGGAGAGAGGAGAGGCUGCACGUUGCUGAUGUAAGCGAGUCGGUUGCAGCUCAAAUCACAGAAACUAACGCGGAAAAAGAUCUAGGGGGGAGGGUUGUUUCCCUUCCUUCCCCAGGUCAGUCACUCUGCUCUAAAUCUUGCUUUUCUGCAGAUGGCCUAGGGAUUUUUUUGCAGUCCUGGUGGAAGAGAAUUGUUUUGCUCAGAAGUAUCAUCAUGCAGGCUGGUGAAAUACAGGUCUUCUAGUCUGCUCAGUUGAUUCACCAAACCCGAGUGGGAAGCCUAACUUGGAUUGCUUGCUGAGUUACAGGUGUCUUUCUUGCACAAGGUUAUAGUUUAUUAGUAUGUGAGCUGCUUUGUUAUGCACUGUAUGUAACUCUGAGCUGAGGCUGUCAGUGCCUUUGCUUAGAGCUGCAAGAGGGGACACAAGGUUCUUUGUUUUCUAAGGCAGUGUUGGACCAUAAACAGGACUGAAAAGUGAAGAGAACAUUAGCAAGAUCAGGUCUGUGGAGAGAUGCCGUCUGAUGUAACAGAAACCUCUGAGGGGGUAGAUGAGGCAGAGAAUGUCCGCUAUGAGGAAACAGAAGAGGACAACAAUGUCAGUCCCACUGACCUCUCAGAGAUGCUCAAGGAGGGGACGAAAGAGUCUCAUGAUCGUGCAGAGAACACUCAGUUUGUCAAAGACUUCCUGAAAGGACGGAUCAAGAAAGAGCUCUUUAAGUUGGCUACUGUGGCACUUUACUACACAUACUCUGCCCUGGAAGAGGAAAUGGACUGCAACAAGGACCACCCUGCAUUUGCCCCUUUGUACUUCCCUCUAGAGCUUCAUCGGAAAGAAGCAUUGGCUAAAGACAUGGAGUAUUUCUAUGGGGAAAAUUGGAAAGAGAAGAUUCAGUGUUCAGAGGCAACUAGGAGUUACGUAGACAGAAUCCAUCACGUUGGGCAGUAUGAGCCGGAGCUGCUGGUAGCCCAUGCCUACACACGGUACAUGGGGGACCUGUCUGGGGGCCAGGUACUCAAGAAGGUAGCCCAGAGGGCCUUGAAGCUGCCCAGUACUGGGGAAGGGAUCCAGUUCUAUGUGUUUGACAACAUUUCCAAUGCACAGCAGUUCAAGCAGUUCUACAGGGCCAGGAUAAAUGCCCUGGACUUGGACAAGAAAGCCAAGGAGAGGAUUGUGGAGGAAGCCAAUAAGGCAUUUGAAUUCAACAUGCAGGUAUUUGAUGAAUUGGACAAAAUUGGUGCAUUGUUAACGGAAGAAGCCCAGGAUGGAGGGCUCCCAGUGCAUGAUGGAAAAGGAGACCUGCGCAAGUGCCCAUACUAUGCCACAAAACUAGGCAAGGGGGACUCUGGCUGCCCUUAUCACGUUGCCAUGGCCAUGCUGAAGCAGCCCACCAUACAGUUUGUCCUUGCAGCUUGCAUUGCCUUGGCUGCAGGUGUUGCAGCCUGGUAUGUGAUGUGAUGGAUGGACACUAGAUGGAGUUACCUCGUGGUGACACAAGCAGAUGAACACACACUUUUUGGGACUGCUCCUCUGCUGUUGGUGGAGUUUUUAAAUGCAAGAUUUAAGUAAACAAUAAACCAGAAUCUGCAGUGAAUGCCUAGGACUGUUUGCAUACCAAUAACCCAAAUACUGCAUGGUACCACACCUAGUAAUCUAUAUAAUUACCCAGCAGGGUUCUGAGCUAGUAACUUAAUGCAGGAAUUGUAGUCUAGCUCCACAACUGCUACUUGAAGCCAAAAUCUAUAGUGACCUGGUGCGGGUGUUAAAUCAGGGGAUGGCUUUAGCCAGCUAUUGUCAAAUGAUCAGCUCUUCAUAUCCCUGAGCAGGCUAGGGUUUGAUAGUGUUGUUUGCCCCUUCCAAUGUAGUAUGGCUCCUCACAUGCUGAUCAAGCAUGUAGUUUGUGACACUGGGACAGAGCAUUCAGAGCUGGCUCAAUCAGGAAUUGCACUUUGUCCUUCCCAAGGAGAAGGUGGGGGGGGAAUUCAAACUGCUCCAAAAACAGCUCAAAGGCAGAAUAACUUGCUGCUCAUGCUGCAAGGACCCUAGGCUCAAAACCAGUUUUAUAAAUUAGGGUCCUUUUUUGCCCUGGCAUGUAGCAAUUGCUGAGCGAAUAACUUCGUAUGGGCUGGGGGAGCAAGUCCUUGUAUAUAUUUAAUGGUUAACUUUUUCAUGUAACUUAAUUGUGAUAAAGCCUUUGAUCCAAUAAAGUUUAUACUCUGA
Molecule: messenger RNA, 2720 nt
Organism: Chelonia mydas (Green sea turtle)
Lineage: Eukaryota; Metazoa; Chordata; Testudines; Cheloniidae
Gene: HMOX2
Product: heme oxygenase 2
Exons: 7
Coding region: 1014-1958 (314 amino acids)
Biological process (GO): heme catabolic process; heme oxidation; response to oxidative stress
Molecular function (GO): heme oxygenase (decyclizing) activity; heme binding
Source: RefSeq, a predicted model, not a curated record